AUGCCAGCAGCAGCAACAGCUUUUCAUUCUUCCCUUUGUUUCUCUCAGCAGAAACCAUCAUCCCCACCCCCAAAUUGCCAACAAGACAACUUUCUCACCACAAAACCCAAGACCCUCCUUCAAAAUCACGCACUCUACUCUCCAACCCAUGCAAAUCUCUCUCUCCAAUUCAAAGAAAAAAUCAUAUGCCUUGAAAUAAUGGGCAUUGACUCAGGUAGGGCACUGUCUCAAAACCCAUCUCUCCACUCAGCCUCCCUACAUUCCAUCCAUUCCAUCAUCACGUACCUCCAAUCCAAAGGCAUCCAUCAAAAGGACUUGGGAAGAAUCUUUGGCAUGUGCCCCAAAAUCCUAACCUCCAACAUCAAAACUGAGCUAAACCCAGUUUUCAACUUUCUCUCCGAUUACCUGAAAGUCCCAGACCAGAACUUCAGGAAAGUAAUCAACAAGUGUCCCAGAUUACUAAUUUACAGUGUGAAAAACCAGCUCAAACCAGCUUUGUUUUAUCUUCAGAGACUUGGGUUUAAGGAUUUGGAAGCUUUGAUUUAUCAAGACUCAAUUUUGUUGGUUUCUAGUGUGGAAAAGACUUUGAUUCCCAAGUUGGAGUUCUUGGUGGAAUUGGGGUAUUCAAGGAAUGACGCAAUUGGAAUGGUUCUGAGGUGUCCUUGUCUUUUCACCUUUAGUGUUGAGAAUAAUUUCAGGCCAAAGUUUCAGUAUUUUAGUGAGCAGAUGGAGGGUACGUUGGAGGAGUUGAAAGAGUUUCCUCAGUAUUUUGCCUUUAGUUUGGAGAAGAGGAUAAAGCCUAGGCACAUGGAGAUUGUGCAGAGUGGGGUAAAGAUUCCUUUGCCACUUAUGCUUAAGGCUACUGAUGAAGAGUUCAGGGAGUUGAUAAGGUGCAAAGGAGAGGAGAAGGCAUGAUGGGGAUUCAAUAUAAAUAUCAUAGGAAGGCAUAGCAAAGAGAAGGAAGUGAACAAGGAGGAGCAAAGGAAAAAUCAAGAGAAGACCCUAAUGUAUCAGUACAAAUUGUACCAAUUCAACAAGCUGUAGAUAAAAGAUGUACCGGUUAAUGGAUUGUGUACCGGUUCAUCGAGCUCUAGAAGGUUGUUGUACUAGUUCAUGCCAUACUUGUACCGGUACAACCAUCAACAAAAACCUAUGAACCAAUUUUACCUCACCUUUGUACCGGUUCUUCACACACAUAUGCGGUGCACGAGUCCUGAGCUUUCAUUUGGAUGUCGUGGGCUCACUUUAUCUGCUUCCACUCUCAAGGGGCAGGCUCUUAAUACCUAGGCCUUGGUUUUGAUUGGUUGAUGACACCUUCGAAGUUUCACGUGAACACUCCAAUUGGAAGACACUGGUGAAGAAAACUUUUUUGAUAAAGCACCCACCACCCACACCAUACAUUUUGGCCAAUGAGGAUGGA
Messenger RNA from Ilex paraguariensis (yerba mate), 1420 nucleotides. The record is from the annotation of a GenBank genome assembly. NCBI's taxonomy places the organism in Eukaryota, Viridiplantae, Streptophyta, Magnoliopsida, Aquifoliales, Aquifoliaceae.